CAGAGAAGUGGGAAAAUAAGGCAGGUGGGAUCCUGGUGCCACUACUCCAUCUACGUACACGGACGAACUACGUACGGACGUACGUAGUCCUCGGGUUCCAAGGAUGGAAAGGGGACUAGGCUGCUCGCUCAGCUAGGGAUGGACGGACGGACGGACGGACGGACGGACGAACGAAAGAAAGAACGGACGGACGGACGGACGGACGGACGGACGGACGGUUGGGUAGUUGGUUGGGUGGUUGCUGGGUCGCCUCAGGAGAGAGGAGAACUCCCAAAAUUUUGGGGGCCCACUUGGCCGAAAGUAAGCGUUGGGGCAACAACAUCAUCAUUAUCAUCAUCAUUAUUGUUGUUAUUAUUAUAAUUAUCAUCAUCGUUAUUAGUGUAGUAGUGAGUUCCACGCUGGAGACAAGUUCCACCCACAAAAACACUCUCAAGCCUGCGUCAAACUUCGUCUGCCUUCACUUAAGCAUCAACGACAUCAUCAGCAACAAACAACAGCAACAUAUCGUGAGAAUCGGACACUUUUCCACCCAGGCAAAAUCAUAUCACGCUCUUAAUCGAAAAAAGCAACAAGUCUAGCUUUGAACAAACUUCUAUUUUGUACCAUUUUUUAAGGCAACCACAAACAAGCAAACGUAUCUGUGUUCUCAUAACUCCUCAGUGUUACUGUCGUUAUUACUCUCAUACCAUCACAUCCAACCAUCACCACCCGCAUGUGAACGUAAAACUCUGUGUCUACUACUACUGCUACUGCUUUUACUACUACCAAAACUACCACCCGUCCCAACGUAAAAAGAAAAAGAAAUAUUCAAUAUCUAGGCCAAGUCAAAACAAGCCAGACAAAACAAGCAAAUCUGCAUCCAUCUAACUCUUCACCAGAUCAGGCUUGAGUUUAGAAUUGGCGCUCGAUCCCCAAGCCCAAAGCCGUUGAUCAAAGAUUACUUGUUCUUCAUCCACCUUAUUGAAGCAGCUACCAGAAGCGAAAAAAAGAUCGGAGCAAACAAAGCUUAUUGAAUUUCAACUUUGGCCGUGUUCACUCACUCUCUCAUUGUCCCUCUCUUUCUCUCUCUCUCUCUCUCUCUCCUCCAAUCACCAACUCACUAACUCUCUCUCUCUCUCUCUCUCUCACUCAUUCCUGUCCUCCUUAUUCCUCUCUAUCCUCCAUCCUGUUGCUUGUGCUUGAGUGUCUCUAUCAUUGGUGUGCUUGUGUGUCCAACUUGUAUCAACCCCCUUGGAUAUCCGGCGGCGGUCUGCUCCCUUGGUCGCGCUGCUCCAUCCAUCGGACGAGUCUCAUCGGUCGGUGUCACUCGCCAUGGCCUGGAAAAAUCCUUGCGUUGUUCCUUCACCGCAAACGCGUCGCCAAGAUAAAAAGUCACCCAGGCUAUAACAAGUUUGUUGACUUCCCUUGUGCACAAUCUCCCUGUUUCGUGGCCCAGGACAGGUCCAUCAUCAUUGUCGCAAUCAAAGCACCGUGUUCUGUGUGUGCAUCUACCUACAAUCAGUAACGACUGAGGCCUUCUUCUUCUUCUUCGUCCGCCGUGUGUCGUAGUACAUUGACUGCAUGGUGUUGGUGUUGGUGGUGGUGUUGGUGGACAACAAGGAGGACGGGGAGGACGAGGAGAAGGAGGAGGAGGAGGUGCCCUCCAUGUUGUUGUCACUACACUGUUUGCCUGUGGCUGCUGUCUUCUUAGCCCAUUAUCUGGAGCAAACAAAAACGUGAUUUUGCCUCGAAAUCAAUACCGACUACUCCAAUCCCAAUAGAGAGAGCCAGUAUCAUCGGCAUUUUUGAUUCGACCCCGUUUGGGAGGAGCCAGUGCCACACGCAACGUAUCACCCAAAAUGUCCGAGAGCAGUCCCAAAAGUGACGACGUCCUCUCGGUCUCAUCCCCGUCGCCGAGUCCCACGCCUGACGAGGAGCCCAACGAGGGCUCGACCAACCUAACCAAUGGUUUGGGUCGGGUGGAUGUGCCCAUGUCUGAGGUAUCUCCGUCGCCCACGCCCACCCCGCCUCCGUCACAGAUGCACGGUCAAAGCCCGUCUGCUCCGCCCACGAAUUCGCUAACCAAUCUGAGCAUGGCUGCGGCCAAGCAACUCAUGCUGGAGCAGUACACCCCUUGGGUGAUGAGCACCUACGGAGACACGGCCAAGACCAAGACGAUCGUGGCCCGGAAAUAUGCCCGCAUCGUGGCCCUGCUCAAGUCAAUGGAACGUGAUUCGGCGGGUGGAGCCCCCGGGUCGGAACAAACGGGUAGUGAAGCGGCCAAGUUCCGCUUGUGGGUGAAGAGCAAAGGCUUCCAUCUGGGUGCUCCAGCUGGUCACCCUGACAGUGAGAAACAAGAGAGCAAAGACAUGCUCUAUCUACCGACUGGGACGGACAAGACCGUGGAUGGAUCCGUUCACUUUGUGUACAAGAAAGUGGCCAUGGUUGAGCAGUUCUUCGACAUCAUUUACUCGGUUCAUGUCGAGGCUGCCGCGAAUCAAGCCGCUCAGGCGGCUCAGGCAGCCUCUGAAGGGACGACGCCCCCUUCCAUGAGAGGUCGGGCGGGUAAACAUUGCGGACAGAAGCGAACAUAUCGAGCAGUGGCUGACCAAUAUGCAUUCAUCCCAAGAGAGGCCAUUUCGAAAUUCCUGUUAUUCUGCAUUGACUGCCAGAGGAAAAACUCCAUGGAACAUCGGAGAACCAACAACAAUGGCAAUGUGAAUAACGCCAAUAACCGAAACGAUGAGAAUUCCAGUCCAAUCACGUCCAUUGGUACGCCCACUCCCAAUGACUACCGGCCUCUCUCGCCUCCGCCAAGCCUGGUCAUUGAACAAUUCAGACAACACACCUCCCCUGGGCUGCAAGGAAGCGUCCCCCUCAUGUCCACACCUCAUCUUAGUCCUCCUUCCACGCCCAAGUCUUCGUCAUCCUCACCGGCCACGUCCUCAGCCCUGACGGCAGCCGCGCUUUCGCACGCCAUGGCAGCCAUUCAGAAUCACCCUUUGAGGUCCUUGCACAUGCGAAACACGCUUCUGGCCUCCACGCCAUUUGUUCCCACUCAAGCUCUACUGACCGCCCAAGGAGGGAAUCCCGCCCCUUAUUUUGGCCCUAACUCUGCCGGCCUCCUGAAUCCCACUACUGGCCUCAGCAAAUUCAAUCCUGGAGACAUUGAUCUCAGCCUCCCGAUCACAUCCACCUAUUUGCGUCGAAUGAGGGCUUUUGAUCAGCUCUAUCGCCAAUUCAAUGGAGGACAGGCUUCCAAUGAGAAGGACGAUAGUGGGUCAAACGACCCCGAUGGCAUGGACAAUGCCAAAAUAGAGGUCGAUGGGAGUGAGAACGGAGGUUCGAACCCUUCUCAAAAUGGAUCUUGGACCACCAAUGGCUCAAUGCUUGCUUCAGAAGCGUUGAAAAAUGGCACAUCUCAGCUCAGUGCCCUCCUCACUCAAGGACAAAACGGUCAUGGUGGACACGGAGCUCAAAGCCCAAAUACUGGAGAUCAUAAUCCUCAGAGUGGCCAAAUCAGCAGUAACCAGAGCGAUGGAUCGUCACAUAUUCACGAUGAUAACUCUUCAGUUGGUGCGAAAGACGAUGAUGACGAUGACGACGACGAUGAUUGCAGCGAUGACAAGCUGGAGGUGGGAGAUCCAGAGAAGCUAAAGUCCUUCAACAUGUUUGUUCGCUUAUUUGUGGAUGAAAAUCUAGACAGGCAUGUGCCAAUAUCCCGACAGCCCAAGGAAAAAAUCCAAGCCAUCAUUGACUCAUGCACCCGACAGUUCCCGGAGCACGCCAACCGUGCGAGAAAGAGAAUUCGAACGUAUCUGAAGUCUUGCCGUCGAACGAAGAGAACUCGCGAGCAAGCAGGGCUGGAUUCUCCCAACACCCGUCCCACGCCUCCUCAUUUGACAAGUGCUCAAGCCGAACAACUGUUGGCCCGAGCUUGUGAAAACGAGGCUGAGAAUGCCAAGCGAAUGCGGAUGGGUCUUGAGCCCGUGUCCCAGCCCAUGCCUAUCUUGACCUCUGCCCCGACCAUUGAUGUCCUCUCUUGUACUUCAAGCACGGGGAUGGUCUCCUCCGCCGGUGCCACUCUCUUCACGGCCGCCAAUGGGGAGAAGCAGCUGAAGACCGAGUACAAAUCCGAACAAUUGGCCAGCCUCCUCGCCGCUCAACCCAUGCCCAUGGUCUCCACCGACAAGCCGGCCUUUCUCAAUGGAGGCCUAACCAACACGAGCAUGGCCAUGUACCGACAAGUUCCAUUUCCUCAGGUGGUCUCGUCGACAGGUGCCACCAUGACUUUCCCGGGAACCCAAGCACUUUUACAACAAAGCCAGGCUCUGCAAACGGCGGGACUAACCAAUGGAACAUCUCUUGAAGGGCUGAAGAAGCCUCCAUUGUUGAACCACAAGCUGAAUGUCACUGAAAUUGGCGCUGUUCGUCAAUUGAUCACCGGAUACCGCGAAUCGGCCGCUUUCCUCCUGAGAUCCGCCGAUGAAUUAGAGAAUCUUCUUACCAUUCAACCAAAGCUGUAAUUUCAGACGAUUGAACUUCUUCCUCAACAUCCAACAACACCAACUACUACUACUACUACUACUACUUCUACAACAACAACAACAAAUACUACUACUACUACUACUACUAAUCUCGCAUCUCUGUAAACUAGAUGUACACUCUAUGUAAUUCUUCCCUCCCUUUACUCCACACAAAGUAUCAAUAUGUCUACCUCGCAACUGUCCUCCAGUCAAUUUGUACUGUAAUCAUGAACAAAUUCACUUUCAUUCCAUACGAAAACCGACUUGAUCUCAUCCACCAUUUGAUAGGACAUUGUUCUUUUCUCUAUCUAUCUUUCUAUACCAAAGCAACAUCACUCUCUCCCUCUUUCACUCUGAACCCAGAGUCAUGAUGUGCCAUUCCUAGUGAAAAACAAACCAUCCUCCCCUCUCCAGCAUUUGGAUCUAUCCCGUCUCUUGGGGGCCUGUCCAAUCACUAGUCGCCAAGCAUCUCGCUCUCAGUGUCAUCUCCAGAAUGUAUGUGCCAAAAUGUAGCAACCCGAGUUGUCAUUCGUGUUUCUUAAAUAUGAAAUCAACUCUCGUCAAUAGAAAGAUGUCUUCUAGAAUCAAUUUUCUACCCCAUAUCCGACUUCAUCUCGCCCCUCUACUUACCCCAAAGCGAGAAAACAUCCUCAUAAAUGUCUGGAGAUCGUUUUCUUUCUUCACCUUUUUCUCUUUUAUUCUCUUUCGAGUCUUUUGAAUGUAUUUUUGCUAUCGAUCAACAAGCAACAACACCGAACAAGCCGCGUGGUGACGUUUGGAGCCAAAUAGACCCGCAAAAUCAAAAUGCCAACAAGAAAUGAUUGUGACACCUGAAAAUUUCCCCCCUUCGGACCCUCUUAACCCGUCUCUGUUUUUCGUAUUGUAAUUCAUGUGUGCCAAACAAAGCUACGAGUAUUCCAUCUUCCCCGCUCUCCCCUCUCAUUUUCCAUCCACUUGACACGCCCCCUGAACUAUCAACUAAUAAGGUGAAAUCGACCCCUUUGAGCUUGACUAAAAUUCAAUAAAGGGCUUUUAUUUUCUUGACCAAGCUGUUCCUGAUUUCCCGGAUACUCUUCCAUUUUCUAAGAUUCAAUGUCGUACCAUGCACUGAACAAAGACAAAAGUAUUUUCACCAAUACUUAAGGUUGCAUUCCACUUACAAUCACCAAUUCAUUAUUAGUAUCAUUCUUAUCAUUAUUUUCAUGAUUAUUAUUAUUACUACUUAGCUGUGAUGUCUACAAUUUAUAUGAUCGUAAACCAUUGUACUGCUAUUAUGUACCAACCAAUCAAGGUGUGUCGCCAUGCAUUUCUCAGUGUGGUGUAAAAAAAACUCCAAAAAUGUGAACAAAAGGUGUCUCAACACAAACUUACUAUUUUACCCAAUUCUUACCACUCCGCCACACCAUUUCAAAAAUCUAUUCAAUGUCUGCCAUGUGUCUAUUAACAUGCUCUACUUGUCCAAGUCAAUGAAUAAAUGUGAAAUUGUAUCACUGUA
Tigriopus californicus is the source of this 6000-nucleotide messenger RNA. Its product is annotated as nucleolar protein 4-like. The record is from RefSeq and is a predicted model, not a curated record. The coding region runs from base 1839 to 4505 and encodes 888 amino acids. NCBI's taxonomy places the organism in Eukaryota, Metazoa, Arthropoda, Copepoda, Harpacticoida, Harpacticidae. The transcript has 9 exons.